Molecule: messenger RNA, 654 nt
Organism: Pestalotiopsis fici W106-1
Lineage: Eukaryota; Fungi; Ascomycota; Sordariomycetes; Amphisphaeriales; Sporocadaceae
Exons: 1
Coding region: 1-654 (217 amino acids)
Source: RefSeq, a predicted model, not a curated record
AUGGCCAAUCCUCGGCCCCAGAAUGGGAAUUACUACACCCAAACGGAUCCGGCAAUGGACAAGUACCGCCCUGCAUGGGACACCCUCAAGGCAAACUCCUUUGUCAAUAAUCCCAGCCUCUCGGAUCGAGAUCGGAUCUAUCUCCGCAGCAUUCAAGGUACUUACAAGGUCAAGCUGGAACACUUGGCCGACCGUGGCCAUGGGUUCCAGAUGAUGCUGGUGUGGGAUUACGAUCGCAUUUGGGGAGUUUUCGAUUUUGGAUCCUACAAGGGAGUGCUCAUGGUUGACCACGGUCCCGACCGCGAGCCGCCCGAGUUUUCUCGUGAUGUCGACAGUGACGAAGAAGACGAGGCCGGGCCUGAUCCAAUCUAUUUCGACUUUACUUGGAGGGGAACGUCCAGCCACAUGCCCGACACAAUCAUCAACAACUCGCUCAUCACCAAGGGCAAGAUUGCGUUUGGCACCAGUGAGAUUUCUGGCUAUUUCGAGGGGCCGAUAGCUGAUGGCCGUCCAGAAGGGCGCUGCAACUUUCACGGUCAACCACCAUUUGGGCCACGGCGAGUUCCGCGCAAUCUUGAAUCAUUCAUUGACGACUGGAAUGAGUUGAACAUUUUUGAGGAGGAUGAGUCGUUUCGUCCGGAGCCAACGUCAUAA